AUGCUAGUCGGUGCCCUAUGCCCCAUUGGAAGUAACAGGAAACAAACUCAUUAUCCAUAUUCAAUUCAUACACAUUAUACAAUACAAGAAACGAAUAGAAAAUAUAAUGAAGAACCAAUAAUGGAACAAGUGAAAAUCAUUAAAUAUCAUGGUAAUAUAUAUAGAAAAGUAAUAGGUUUAAAAUUAUCAUUUUAUGAAGCUGAAAAUUAUUGUCAUCAAAUUUUUUCACCAGAAUCACAUUUAACAUCUAUACAAUCAGAUGAUGAAUGGGCGAUGUUAUCAAAAUGUUUUGGUGAUACCAGUUUAACUAAAAUAUGGCUAGGAGGGACUGCAGACCUCAUGAAUCAUCAGUAUGUCGUUUUGCGAUGGUUAGAUCGAACAGCUUUCAAUUACCGUCGGUUCCCAGAUACAGAUGGGGGCCACUGGCAGAAAAUCCUGAAUAAGCACCAGGGUUGUAUUGUUGGUAACUUGAAAAACAAUGGUCAGGGAGAAUGGGACAUUCAAGCUAUGCGAUGUGAUGAACCGAAAGAGUUCAUUUGCAAAGAAACAAACUUAGAUCACCAAAAUAAACCAUGGGAUACUGAAAAUUCAAGACGUGGUUAUAUACCUCAAGAAACAUCAUUUAAUCGCUAUAAUCAACCCCCAUUCGGUAUUCUUUCAUUGCAUGGAAAUAUGUAUAAACCGAAAAUACCAACAGGUCCGAAAAAGUCAAUAAUUGCUCACGUAUCCAAUGUACAGACAGCAAUACCGACAACAGAUAGCACAGAACAACAAGUGAACCCAGUCCCAUUAGUUCAGCAAAAAAUCAAUAACACCACAAUCACGAGGGUCAAUAGUAGUGAACCCAAGUAUUACGUAAUGUCAACAAAAAUACCAAAAAACAUGACUGAACCACAAGCAAGUACAGUAAGUACAUUAGAAAAUAAGAAGGUAAAAUUCGUUAUAAUUAAAUCAAAUGGACCGAAAACAAGUCCCGAAGAAAAUAAUAAUGAUAAAAAUCAAGAUCAAAGUAAAGAACAAAGUUCAGAAAAACAAUCUGGGCCAGUUACAAUUUAUCUUCAAGGUGUUUCUGUUCCAGAAAACUAG
Messenger RNA from Schistosoma spindalis, 1086 nucleotides. Lineage: Eukaryota; Metazoa; Platyhelminthes; Trematoda; Strigeidida; Schistosomatidae. The record is from the annotation of a GenBank genome assembly.